CACGAACGGACGCCGCAGUUUAACUCGCUAAAACUAUUGUUUACAUUUCACAGUUCAAACUAAACUUUCUAGUUAAAGCCAAAACUUGUUUCUUGUAUUGUGUGUGUUAUCUCUGUAUUAUAAAGUGGUUUGUAAUUAAAUUUUUGAUAAAAAAAUCGUCGAUAAAAAGUGGUCGAUUGUUCUUUCCGAUUCAGUUCUUGGUACCGCGUUAUCGUUGGCAGUAGUAAGUUUUUCGAAUUUGGAAGCUGCGUGCUCGAAGUUGUGUUUUUUUUUUCAUCGAGCGGAGAGUGUAAACAGUCUACAACCAUGGACGUGGAGAACGCAAACUGCAAGGUGAAGGUGUCGCAGUGUGCUGACAUGGAGGUGUUACCUAUCGAGAAGCCGUUGAAAAUUGACGUCGAAAUUACUGGAUUAGAGAAAUUGAUUGAAGAACUACACAGGGUGUUCUCGCAUGACCACGUUAAUGUACAGGAUGUUCAGAAAUUGAUGGCUGGAUAUAAGUCUGAUCCUAAAGAUUGGAGCAAAUUCGCUAAAUUCGACCGUUUUAGAUACACAAGGAACCUGGUGGACGCUGGUAACGGAGCCUUCAACAUCAUGAUCCUGUGCUGGGGACCUGGACAUGCAUCAGCCAUACACGACCACGCAGACUCUCAUUGUUUUAUGAAGCUCCUUAGUGGGAGUUUGGAUGAAGUUAGAUACGAGUGGCCUGAAAACGUUCAGCCGGAAGUUAUGAAGGUUUUAAACAACAAUAAACCACGGAGAAAAUGCUGUUCAGAGAGCCAAGACCUACCUGACAGUGUAUCCGAACUGAAAAUCAAUGACAGCUGUCACAUUGACAGCUGUCAGAACAAAGGUGACAGAUGUCAAGAGGAGGGUGACAGGUGUCAAACGAAGAGUGGAAGCUGUCAAGAAAGGAGGGAGGAUCAUGGUAGUGAUGAUGAUGAAGGGUAUGAUGUUGAGGAUAUGAAGGUCAGAGGAAGGUCAAGAAUGGAGAUUAAUGAUGUUUGUUAUAUUAAUGAUGCCCUAGGUCUCCAUAGAGUUGAGAACCCAUCGCACGUCGAUGGAGCUGUGUCGUUACAUCUGUACUGUCCUCCUUUUGACAGCUGUCGUGUGUUCGACGCCAGGACCGGCAAACCAACUCAAGUUAAAGUCACCUUCUGGUCCAUGUAUGGCAAGAAGAUUAAGAGGGUCAUAGAAGCCAAUGAUGCAGCUGACAGCCAGUGAAAUCAGUUCAAAAGUCAAAAAAAUAAAACAUUCCAGUCAAUUGUCAGUCAAACAAAAAAUAAAAAAUCAU
This is a messenger RNA of Spodoptera litura, 1294 nucleotides long. RefSeq names its product cysteine dioxygenase type 1. Gene Ontology annotation, molecular function: ferrous iron binding; cysteine dioxygenase activity. Gene Ontology annotation, biological process: L-cysteine catabolic process. The record is from RefSeq and is a predicted model, not a curated record. NCBI's taxonomy places the organism in Eukaryota, Metazoa, Arthropoda, Insecta, Lepidoptera, Noctuidae.